Lepisosteus oculatus (spotted gar) is the source of this 2037-nucleotide messenger RNA. It is a transcript of the gene znf326, whose product is annotated as zinc finger protein 326. Gene Ontology annotation, molecular function: DNA binding. Gene Ontology annotation, biological process: regulation of DNA-templated transcription elongation. Lineage: Eukaryota; Metazoa; Chordata; Actinopteri; Semionotiformes; Lepisosteidae. The record is from RefSeq and is a predicted model, not a curated record. Gene Ontology annotation, cellular component: DBIRD complex; nucleus.
CCGGACCUUUCUGUCUGUAACACGAACAACAAAGGGGGCGAAUAGCAUCUGGAUGUUGCAGAAAUGAUCCGUGGAAAUGGCAGAGGACGGUUUGGAGGACCAGCUCCAAGACCCCUAGAACCGUACAACUCCUUUGAAAGGUACUCGGAAAAAGAAGACCUGAUGACAUCACCCUUGGGGAGUGGAGAUAUGAGCCAUGGCUGUUCCCAGAGAAGGUACGCAGGCCCGGUCUCAAGGCCCUUUGACAGCUUCGAAGGAAACAGUCUUGAAAGGUUCGGACCUUACGAGUCUUACGACUCCGGGUCUUCUAGAGGUAGCCGAGAUCUGUACAGAUCUGGCUUUGGAAGUAGUUUUGGUGGCGGAUUUGACAGCUCCUUCCCGAAUAACCAAUUCGAUAAUGACGUGUCUAGCUGGGAGUCGUCCUACCUAAGGUCCGGUUUAAGGUCUGGCUUUAUGGAUAAUGCUGGAAGAGGUGGUUACUCUUCCUACGGCAGCCUUUCUUCACCCCAUAUGAAGCCUGCGCCUGUAGGCUCUCGGGGCAGAGGGAUGCCUGCUUACCCUCAAAACAAAUUUGGAGGUAGAAGCAGUGACCUGGGCGGACCGACUGCAGUCAGAGGCCGAGGCAGAGGACCCAUGGGCCAGUUCGGGAACCCCCCGCCAGGCUUCCAGAUCGACUACCAGCACCAGCCCGCCUUCAGGGGCGUGAAGAGGAAGAUGAUGGCGCCCAGCAGGCCCAACACCUUCGUCAAGAAGCAGAAGCUGACCAAAACCAGCCUGGCCCCGAAAGGCAAAAUGGGAACGAACAGCCCUUCUGAGGCUGGUGGUGAAACGGACGAUGGAAACAACGGCAGCCAAUCAGAAGCCACCAUGGAGGAGGAGAAGCAGAGAAAAAUUGAGGCCAGGAGAGAGAAGCAGAGACGGAGACGCGAGAAGAACAAUGAAAAAUAUGGAGAUGGAUACAGAUUGGCGUUCACGUGUACUUUCUGUAAGUUCCGCACGUUUGAAGAGAAGGACAUCGAGAAUCACUUCGAAAGCCCUUCUCACAAGGAGACGCUCGACUACAUCCAGAAGCAGGCCAAAUUCGAUGAUGGAGUCAUUAACUUCUUGCAUGAGUCCAUGGUCAACAAAUUUCGGAAGACGGUGUCCCGGAAAUUGAAUAACAACCACCCUGAGCAGACCCUAGAGGAAAUUCAUAAAGAGUUAAUGGAAGGAGUCACGGAGGAGGACUACAUGAGGAAGGUGGAGGUCAUCCACUGCGUGGCCUGCCGGGCUCAUGUCCCCGCCGUCCUGUCCUCUGUGCAGCAGCACCUCAAGUCCAGCGACCACCAGAAGAACAAAGUGCUGUAUAAAGAGCAGCUGAAGAAGGAGAGCGUGCUGACAGCUACCAGCAUCCUGAACAACCCCAUAGUCAAGGCUCGCUACGAGAAGUAUAUUAAGGGGGAGGAUCCUUUCGAGGUUGAAGCCAAAGACGAGCCUGUGGAAGGCAGCCAGCAGGACAGCUAUCAGAACGACGCGGACCUGACCCAGUUUGACGACGGGUUAGGCGAAGACAGUGUGGAGCUGGAGGGUAACUGAACACCGCCCACACGACAGUGUGCUGAAUCCCUUGGUCUACAAAUGGGGGAGCUGUUUUUAACACGAACACUUCCUUAAAAGAAAUCCAUGCCUGUUCUCAAGGGGCAUCGGAAAUACAGUAUGUUCGCUGCUCAUUUUAAACUGCCUAGCAUGGGUACAAAUUAAACUCUGUAACUUUUUAGGCACAAAGCACAUGUAUUAUCAGUGCACAGAUUUCCUGUUCCCCCUUUUGGCCUGUAGUAGUGUUGUCCAUCUUGUCAGUGGUGGUUGUUAACAGGUUGAUCCAUUGUUUCAAUUCUGUAAGGAAUUUCCAUGGUGAUGAAUUCCAUGUCUUUUUUUAGGAUGUUGUAUCUAGUAAUGUGUGAUUGUGUUCUUAGUGUAAAGAAGUACAACUGAAAGAAUGUUGGUAAAAUUGUGCUACUUUCCUCUGUGUAGGGCCUGGCAAUAAAUGUUUUAAAAUUA